Molecule: messenger RNA, 1627 nt
Organism: Amborella trichopoda
Lineage: Eukaryota; Viridiplantae; Streptophyta; Magnoliopsida; Amborellales; Amborellaceae
Source: RefSeq, a predicted model, not a curated record
CACCUGUAUAUAUCGGGUAAAAAUAACGCGAUAAAGCGCAAAAUAACGAUAAAGCUCGAUACGUUAUUUUCUCUGUAGCUCCUUGAGCUCAAAGGGUUCAGACGAUGAAGAGACUUUGGAAAAAACGAAGAAAAACCCUAGCCAGUCAUCAUGGGACGCGAAAGAUGCGUUAGGAAGAGAUUAUUUGUACAGGUUAGGGCAAGAGGCGGACAAUAUGAACAUUGCAGUAGGAGCGAGGAAAGGAAUAAUUGAUGAUCUUUUUGUGGGGAAUUUUCUUGGAAAAGACGCUGAUAUUGUUUUCGAUUACCGGCAGAAGGUGACAAGAUCGUUUGAGUAUCUCCAGGGUGAUUAUUAUAUAGCACCUGAAUUUAUGGAUAAAGUUGUAUGUCAUAUUGUUAAGAACUACAUCGCUCAUCUUUUGAAAACAAAGGUGCCUUUAAUCCUAGGUAUCUGGGGUGGAAAAGGUCAGGGCAAAUCAUUUCAGACAGAAUUAAUUUUUCAAGCUAUGGGAAUUGAGCCAGUCAUUAUGUCUGCUGGUGAACUGGAGUCUGAGAGAGCAGGAGAACCGGGUAAGCUUAUACGUGAGCGAUACAGAGCAGCUUCUCAAGUUGUUCAGAACCAAGGAAAGAUGAGCUGUUUGAUGAUCAAUGAUAUAGAUGCUGGUUUGGGGAGAUUUGGUAAUACUCAAGUAACCGUAAACAAUCAGAUUGUUGUUGGCACACUUAUGAAUUUGUCAGAUAAUCCUACAAGAGUAAGCAUUGGACAAGACUGGAGAGAAUCAGAUAUCACUCAUCGUAUUCCUGUCAUAGUAACGGGAAAUGAUUUUUCCACUCUUUAUGCACCUUUGAUUCGUGAUGGAAGGAUGGAAAAGUUUUAUUGGCAGCCAACACGUGAAGAUAUUGUAAAUAUUGUCCACAGAAUGUACGAGAAGGAUGGGAUUUCUAAAAAUGAAGUUGCCAGCAUUGUCGACACAUUUCCAAGUCAAGCCUUGGAUUUCUAUGGAGCCCUGAAGUCUCGAACAUAUGAUAGAUCAAUCCUGAAGUGGGUUUCUGAAAACGGCGGUUAUGAAAAACUCGGGGAGAUACUUCUCAAAAGGAAACGGGUUGAUAAGCUCCCUACAUUCACGCCACCCAAGCGAACCAUGGAUGCAUUGCUGGAGUCGGGGUAUUCUCUCAUCAAGGAACAAAAACUGAUUACUGCCACAAAAUUGUCCAAGGAAUACUUGAAAAACAUGGACUGAUUGGAUGCCUCUUUAUGAGCUCUCUCUCUCUCUCGCUCCCUCUCCAUGAAAAACAUGGACUGAUAGGACAACUUUCUAUGAGCUCUCUCUCUUCUAUAUGAGAACUCUUUAUGCUCUCUCUCUCUCCAUGAAAAAGAUGGACUGAUAGGACAGCUGUUUAUGAGCUCUUUCUUUCUCUCUCUCUCCCUCCCUCUCUUCUCACUUUUGUUGAGCAACUCAUGGCCAAUUGCUGCUUAGUUAGCACCCAAUUUUUUUUUAUAUUUCAGGAGUAUGAGUUUUAAACACAAGAUGCAACUACUAAUGGGGUGCUUUCCUUUUGUUAAUUGAUACAAGGAGGUUCUAAGUAAUAAAAUAUGAUAGCUUAGGGGUGUUAAAAAGUUUGAGAAA